This is a messenger RNA of Mya arenaria, 1556 nucleotides long. RefSeq lists its product as uncharacterized. The record is from RefSeq and is a predicted model, not a curated record. The coding region runs from base 52 to 528 and encodes 158 amino acids. NCBI's taxonomy places the organism in Eukaryota, Metazoa, Mollusca, Bivalvia, Myida, Myidae. The transcript has 2 exons.
UUUGGAUUGUUUAAAAUAUGUCUUAAAUGUGUUCCUUUCAGGCAUGAAGAAAUGAAUAAAAAGCUGACGGAAGAGAAUUUGAGAACAAAGCAACUUGAGAAAUACUGUUUCUUGUAUUACUGGCUGCAUUCGGACUGUCAUGUCUCUCUUGAAACACCUGCAAGAACAUACAUAAGUAUCCACCCACCUGACACAAAAGGCUCUCAUCCAAAUCAACCGAACGUGAUACAAUCUCUGGAGGAGGAUAUUAAACGCCUAGGGAAUCCAACUGAGAUUAUGCCUUUAGUCGGUCUGAAUGCUGACGAAAUAGAUGAAUGGUACAAAACAAUUGAUGUCCAUUUUAAACAGUGGACUGAUGAUUACCGAAUGCUAGAAACAGCUCUCGUUAAAGGAUCAGACGACUUCAAGAAUUACUUAGAAAAACACAAACCAAGCAUUCAAAACAAAAUGUGUCCACUCUACAUAUAUUCAGCUGCCUGGGAUCACACAUUGACACACUGCGACAGCUCAAGAUGGCACAAAGAUUGAGGAUACUAAGCACUUACGUUCCUGAACAUAAAUUAUCCAUUUUGCAUAGCUUAUGUUUAUACAUUCUCAUACUGUAACAAUAUAUAUGUUCACUAUUAUUUCAUAGAUUGGUUUUUUAGUAUUUGUAGAAUUAUAGUGACGUGUUAGUCUUGUUUCUGGUGUAUGAAUUAGGGUAUGUAAUGUUAAUAUGUAUGUGAAUCUAGUUCAUUGUCGUUAAGGUUCUUGUAGUGUGUCCAUAGACAGGUUCUUCUUCAUAUUUCCCUGUAGUUUGUGUUGUAUCAUUGUGUAAAAUGCCAAUAAAACACUAAUAGUGAAAAUUAUAGUAAUACUUGCGUGCAAUAUGUAAGUCACCUGACAGUUAAAUAUUUCGAAUCUCCUUUUUGUAUUACUGCAAAACAAUAAAUUUAAAAAGUGUAUAAACUAUCCUGUGAACAACAUAGCUGAUCUCCUACUAUGCAAUGUAUUCCAUUUCUUACCUUCUAAUUUAAAGUGACAAUCUUAUUCAAAAUCAAUACAUACCCAUGUAUAACAAACAUAAAUUUAUGUAUCAACACUGAUAAACCUUUAAGUACUUACUAAAUAAUGCAUUUCUGGAACAUAUUUAUUACUGACAGCAAGAUUUUAACCGUUUAUUUUAUAGCAGAACGCUCAAAAAUAUUAAAUAAUUGGUGAAUGCUAAAAGAUUUACUGUGGUCUACAUAACGUAGAAAUACCGUGUUUUUUGCUCAUUUCAUUCAAAUUAAACGUUGUAUCCUUCACAAGAACCAUUGUUUUCGACAUUUAUUAUUUUUAAAUAUUAGAAAGGUAUUUUUAAUUGUGGUAAAUAUUGUUUGGGAGUAAGAGUGCAUCUUUAACUCUAAAGCACAAGUAGAUUGAAAAAUAAUUGGCUUUGUCAUGACUUAUAUAUUGCAUACUACUCAGAAUAAGUAAAAUAAACUUACUAUACUUUAACACAUAUUGUUUGAGUGUGCAAGUGUUGUUUCCCCCAAAAUAAGAAAUUGCUUUGAUAGUGUAGCAUGUGCACACUU